Molecule: messenger RNA, 2279 nt
Organism: Geodia barretti
Lineage: Eukaryota; Metazoa; Porifera; Demospongiae; Tetractinellida; Geodiidae
Source: the annotation of a GenBank genome assembly
CGAAGAGUUUCUCCGUGAUCAUCCGGGGCUGGGGCCGUACGUUCUCUCCGACGUCCAGCUCACUGGCACCGAAAUCGGCGGUGGGGCUUACGGCAAAGUGGAGGAGGUGGUAGUUUCUGUGGGCGCCGCCGCCAAAACAAUCUACGCCUUCUUGCGAGAAGCCAAGGCCGGGACCCAGUUCGUGAGGGAAUGUCAGCUUAUGAGUACCCUCCGCCACCCGAACAUCGUCCUGUUUCUGGGCGUCGCUUUCUUUCCCGGCUCGCGACUGCCAGCCCUCGUCAUGGAGCGACUGCUGACGAGUCUUCACGAUUUGCUUGCUCCAGACACGCUUCCUCCGUCCGGCGCCGUCACACCGCUAUCUUUCUUCUCCAUGGCUCUCAAGUGCUCCGUACUGCACAACGUAGCGUGUGGCCUGGCCUACCUACACGAGCGAUCGCCGCCAGUCAUCCACCGCGACUUGUCGGCCAGAAACGUUCUCCUGGACUCGGAGAUGGUGGCCAAGAUAGCGGACCUGGGCGUGGCUCGUAUCGUUCAUAGUGUGACAGCUGCAGCCACCAUGUCAAACGGGCCUGGGGCCUUAGUCUACAUGCCUCCAGAGGCUUUUGCACCAACUCAAUCAAAUACCCAAAAGUCGAAAUACAAUGCCAGCAUCGACGUAUUCUCGCUUGGAGUUGUCACCAUUUUCGCAAUCGGUGGAGUCUUCCCCUGUGAUCCUCUAGAGCCCAACUAUCUCAAUGAUGAAACUGGGUUGCUAGUAGCUCGCUCUGAACUACAACGACGCGCCGAAUACAUGCGAUAUGUAAACGAGCAACUCCGUGCCUGUGGCCAGCUCCCGUGGGGACCACCCUCUCAUUCGGCUGAUCCAGCAAUGCCUGCACAACGGCCCUCACAAACGUCCGAGUAUUCGUGAGGUGCUUCAUCUGUUGGAAGAGGCCAGAGCUUGUGUUAGAGAUGAAGGGAGUGAGAGGAACAAACGUGAACUGGUACGAGCUCUUCAGACCCAGCCCAGGAACCAGAAUUUGGAGCGUAUUCUCCGAGACCUGGUGACAGAGAAUGCUCAUCUCCAGUCCCGUGUGCAUUCUAAAGACAGGGAGUUAACUGCAGCACAGCAGCAAUUGAGACAUAAUGAAGAACAUUUGCAAGCAACUGAGAGGGAGAUGCAGACACUCAGACAAGAACUCACAAGAAAAGAAACAGAGUUGACGAGAAAUAAAGCAGAGCUGACAAGAAAGGAAGUUGACUUGGCUGAAACUCGGCAACAGUUGAUACAAAGGGAGACAGAGCUGACAAGAAAGGAGGCAGAGGUGGUGAGGGCAGAGGACUCUAUCAGGAGAGAGCAGCAGCAGAUUCAGGAGAUGAGACAGAGAGAGACUGAGUUAGUGCAGGCCAAGGACAGGGAGAUGCCUCUGCUUCAACAGCAACUGGGGGAAAAGGAGCAGCAGAUUCAGGAGAUGAGACAGAGAGAGACUGAGUUAGUGCCGGCCAAGGACAGGGAGAUGCCUCUGCUUCAGCAGCAACUGGGGGAAAAGGAGCAGCAGAUUCAGGAGAUGAGACAGAGAGAGACUGAGUUAGUGCCGGCCAAGGACAGGGAGAUGCCUCUGCUUCAGCGGCAACUGGGGGAGAAGCACUCUUACACAUGUCAGGUCAGUGGACCUGGUCUAACAUCAGCCACAGUCAACCAACCAACACACGUCCUAGUCCAACUAACUGACUCCAGUGGUAGACCAUACUCACUUCCACUGAAUGUCACGGCACAACUUGAGCUCUUUUCAAAAGCCACACCCACAAAUGCACCUGAAUCCACACCCACUAGUCCACCCGAAACAACAAGUAGAUGGCCGUGGUCUAGAAAACCUCCCUCCCAAUACGAGGUGUUGUACACACCAGUCAGUCGAGGCCAACAAAAACUCCAUGUUCAAGUCAACGACAGAGAAAUCAACGGCAGCCCCUUCACAGUGACCGUGUACCCUGACCCCAGACAACUAGGCCACCCUGUGAGGACUGUGACUGGAUUGGUCAGUCCAUAUGACGUUGCCUUCAACAGUCAUCAGGAGAUGAUUGUCAGUGGUUAUUGGGGUCAUAGAUUGUCUAUCUUUGACAUCAGAGGACAUAAAAUUCGAACACUUGGAUCACGUGGUGACAGUCCAGAUCAGAUGGAAUCCCCUGCAGGCAUAGCAACUGAUGAUGCUGACAAUAUUUAUGUGAGCAGUUGGCACAAGCUGCAGAAGUUCACUAGCAGUGGUGAACUGAUCAAAUGUAUUGGUCAGAGGGGCAGUAAG